Pleurotus ostreatus (oyster mushroom) is the source of this 1344-nucleotide messenger RNA. RefSeq lists its product as uncharacterized. The transcript is spliced from 4 exons. The coding region runs from base 1 to 1344 and encodes 447 amino acids. The record is from RefSeq and is a predicted model, not a curated record. NCBI's taxonomy places the organism in Eukaryota, Fungi, Basidiomycota, Agaricomycetes, Agaricales, Pleurotaceae.
AUGCCCUACUUGGCCCCUUCCGUAUCCCCCCCAAAGUCCCACUGCACUGCUCCGGAAAUAUUGCAGCCAAUGCAAGAAACGCUUUCCUUGAACAAACAACGAGGCACAUGCAUCAACUUCGAUGAUCUUGAGAAGAUGGAUAACGCAAGGAUACCGGCAGUCUACGUGAACAAUGAUGUUGUAACGAGUGCCAUGGCUGCAAGACUGGCGACGAGUAUGCUCGGACAUGUACUGUUCUUGAAGAACCAAGUCCCAUUUCCUGUUUCACAGUUGUCACGUAUGCCUGGUGGAAACACAACUACCCGUGCCGGCAAAUUGCGAGCUGAACUACUCACAUCUAUGGACACGUUAUCAUCUCAUUUGAUAACUACCUUCACGGCGCUAUCUACGGCGUAUGCGCUGAGAGGAUGCAAGUCAACAUUUUCGCCUACGGAUACCCAGAGGCAUAUCCUUGCCGGUCGCACCAGUACGACGUAUCUGAGCAUUCUAGUUGGUCCGAGUAUUGGGGCGGCACGAGCGAGGGUUGUAUUUGGUGUGGAUGGGUUGGAAGUGAGGCACUGGGGGUUGAGAGUUGACCAAGAGGAUGAGGCAGAGGAAAGUGAAGAGGAGGAUGCGGAGGACGCGGAGCAGGGUUCGGAAGGUGAUGCCAGCGAGGAGGGCGAGGAGUUGUCCGACGAAGAAGGACCCCAGGGCAGUGACAGCGACUCUGACUCCGACUCUGUGGAGGAAUCCGACGUGCCAACACCCGAUCUCCCUCCACGAUCUCCCUCUCCUCCCUCUUCACUCGUGCCUACGAAUGGAUUGAAGCCACCAUCUCCUCUGAGCACUAAGGUGAUAACUAUUUGCGCUAAGCGACCUCACGCCGUCCCUUCGCCAUCUAUCUCGUUUGAAGACGAACAACAGGCUUUCAGGAUCGCAGAACGCAACUUGGCAAGAACACUUGCCAAUUCUUCUGCCUGCGACAAUGACGGAGGCAUGGACAUGGCUUCUGAAAUGGCACCGACACAAACACAUAUCCUCCUUCGCGCCCCUCGUCGUUUCAGCCACCCCGCUUGGAUACCUAGACAAAACAUGAGCGGGUCUCUUGACGUGAUGGUGGACGAGUUCAGAGCGGACUCGAAUUUGCCUCCGAUCAGCCAAUCCCCAGAAAGGUCGCACUCGAACGCGAAUAAGAAGACCCUAAAAUCAAAGAGCCGUGUGGAAGGAGUGUGGAUUAAGGCGCGAAAGGACGUUGACGGGGGGGAUGGUCCCGAAUCCCGGACGUCGCCGGCAGAUGUAGAUGAGAUGGACGAGAUGAUAUGGUGGAGUUGGGAUGGGAAGAUAGUGGGUUUCGCGGAUUGGUAG